Messenger RNA from Magnolia sinica, 2394 nucleotides. Its product is annotated as LEC14B homolog. NCBI's taxonomy places the organism in Eukaryota, Viridiplantae, Streptophyta, Magnoliopsida, Magnoliales, Magnoliaceae. The transcript has 10 exons. Gene Ontology annotation, molecular function: protein binding. The coding region runs from base 446 to 1849 and encodes 467 amino acids. Gene Ontology annotation, biological process: proteasome-mediated ubiquitin-dependent protein catabolic process. Gene Ontology annotation, cellular component: Cul4-RING E3 ubiquitin ligase complex. The record is from RefSeq and is a predicted model, not a curated record.
AUACAUACGGUACGAAGCUUCACCAAACCGUUGGUUGCCUCCAAAACGCCGUAGAAACGCCUCCUCAGCUCUCCAUCUGCGUUUCCACCGUCAUCGUAGAGCUCCUUCUCUUACAUCUCCCCAAACGGGAACGGUAACGGAGAUUACGUCAAAUCCAACGGACUCCUUACUCGCUCCCGUUUCCCAUCAGCUGCUAAAAAAAGGUGAAGGUGAUCAGCCAGCUAUCACAGAUGGGCUGUUUUGGUGGGCCCUGCACACUGUAAUCGACGGCUUCUUUCUAAGAUCUAUGGCCUGGAUCUAAUUGUUAAUAUAAAAUUGAAUAAAGAAUUCCAAUGCUCCAGCAAUUUUGAUGGAAAUGUGCCGGUUUAAGUGAUAUGCAUGUAACAGCUGGAGUUUCUGCAAAUCAUCUGCUUAUUCAACAAGUAGACAAGAAGUAGAUUCCAACAUGCAUGAUAGAGGGAAGAGCACAGUUGGAUCUUGCAUCCGUCAACGACAUCAUGGACUGUUUCCGUUACUCGAUCACGAAGUUUGUCAUCUCACCAAGUCUAGAUCUGCACCCAGUGAAAUGAUCCGUAAAGUAACCCCCUCUAAGCACAACAACAUGCCUAUUUCUACGGUGAAAAUGUUGUCAGCAAGAGAAGCUAAUUUUUCUGGAAAGGGAAGGUUCUCUUUAGCAGAUCGCUGUCAUGUUCUCAGCAGAUACCUGCCUGUCAAUGCUAGAUGCCGCAUAGACAGGAUGGACACCAGAGCAUAUGUCUCCCAGUUUUCAGCUGAUGGGACCCUCUUCUUUGCUGGGUUUCAGGGUAGCCACAUCAGAAUAUACAAUGUUGACAAUGUGUGGAAAGUUCAGAAGGACAUUCUUGCCAAGAGCUUGCGAUGGACAAUUACCGAUACUUCUCUUUCCCCAGACCAGCGCUAUCUUGUUUAUGCCAGCAUGUCACCUGUUGUCCAUAUUGUUAAUGUGGGAAGUGCUGUAGCAGAGUCACAUGCAAAUAUCACUGAGAUUCAUGAUGGUCUGAACUUCUCUGACGAUGAUGGCGAUGGCGAUUUUGGAAUCUUUUCUGUGAAAUUCUCAACUGAUGGACGAGAGCUUGUAGCUGGAACUGGUGAUCAUGCAAUAUAUGUUUAUGACCUAGAAGCAAAUAAACCUAGCCUACAGAUUUCAGCACACUUGUGUGAUGUUAACACAGUGGCCUUUGCUGAUGAAACUGGCCAUCUUAUAUAUUCUGGAAGUGAUGAUAAUCUGUGUAAGGUGUGGGACAGGCGCUGCCUUAAUGACUCACGACGAGCGGCAGGAGUCCUGACAGGGCAUUUAGAAGGCAUUACAUUUCUUGAUAGCCGUGGGGAUGGCCGCUAUUUUAUUUCAAAUGGUAAAGAUCAGACCACCAAACUUUGGGACAUCCGGAGAAUGUCCUGUAACGAAUAUAUGAGUUACUCCUACAGUGUGAAACAAAGAACUUCCAAUUGGGACUAUCAAUGGAUGGAUUACCCGGCGAGUGAAAGACAUCGUAAACAUCCCUCUGAUCAAUCUUUGGCUACAUAUAGAGGUCAUUCGGUACUGCGUACUCUCAUCCGCUGUUACUUCUCUCCCGAAUAUAGCACUGGUCAGAAAUACAUCUAUACAGGAUCUAACAAUGGAAACAUUUAUAUUUAUGAUGUGGUAACCGGAGCCCAAGUUGCAAAACUCGAUUACCAUGACUUGACAGUAAGAGAUUGUAGCUGGCACCCCACCUAUCCCAUGCUUGUUAGCUCUUCUUGGGACGGCAUGAUUGUUCAAUGGGAAUUCCUGGGUAAUGGUAAAGCAUCUGCUAUGGUCCGGAAGAAAAAGCGAAGGAGACUUGGAUACUAAAGACAUAAAAAGAACGGUCUGGAUGGAAUUCUCUGAGAAAAAUAAUGCAACCUUGGCUACUGAUAUUUUGUUUUGUAGGAUUCUUUUUGGAAAAAAAUAAAAAAGGGACAACUGAUAAUGUCUAUGAAAUUACACAAGUCGUGUAAUUUUCCCCCUUACGACGAAUCCUGUAAAACAACAGUCACUACCUUAGCUGCUGUGGGUCUCCCAUGACAUUUGGGAAUUAUUUUUCUCGAGAGUUUCCAACCAAAUGGGCAAUAGAUGUCUAGUUUUAUUUAUUUAUUCUUGUGAGAUGUAUGUAAUGUAAUGGUAAAUAGUAGGUGAUGUUAAUAGGACUUGCUAGGGGAUUGGAAAUAUCUGUGCAAUCAGGACUGAGAAUCAGCUCUGCUGUCUUCAGUUGUUUCUCGUGACCAAGAGUCUGCAUCUCUGUAAGUAGUCCAGCUUUCUGGGCGCUGUAAAAAGCUCUUGAAGAACAACUGAUCAUUGUAAAACAUUAUCAAGAAACUAAUCUCUGCAGAUUUGGAAAUCCACGGAAGAUUGCACCA